AUGGGGCCCCCUGGGAGGCAGCCUUGCCCUUGCCUGCUGCUCCUCUUGGUGCUGAGCUGUUUCCAAACCAGCCUGAGCCUGGAACGGAUCCCCUACAAGCCACAGAUAACAGCCUGGAACCUGGAAGGGAAGGUCACGGCCACCACGUUCUCCCUGGAACAGCCUCGCUGUGUGUUUGAUGGGCACGCCAGCGCCAAGGACACCAUCUGGCUGGUGGUGGCCUUCACCAAUGCCUCCAGGGAUUUCAGGAACCCGCAGACCCUGGCUGACAUUCCCGUCUCCCCACGGAUGCUGACCGAUCGCCACUUCAUGACGUUGCCCCUGUCCCUGGACCAGCUGCCCUGUGAGGAUCCAGUGGGUGUCAGUGGAAGCUCCCCCUUGCUACGGGUGGGCAAUGACUUCGGCUGCCACCAGCAACCCUACUGCAACGUCCCUCUCCCUGGCCCUGGUCCUUACAGUGUCAAGUUCCUCCUAAUGGACGUCGGUGGCGCACCCACGGCUGAGACCGAGUGGUCAGAUCCCAUCACUCUGCACCAAGGGAAGGCCCCAAGCUCCAUUGACACGUGGCCGGGGCGGCGGAGUGGCUGUAUGAUUGUAAUCGCCUCCAUCCUCUCGUCCCUGGCCGGCCUCCUGCUCCUGGCCUUCCUAGCAGCCUCUACAGUGCGCUUCUCCAGCCUGUGGUGGCCCAAGGAGGCCCCUGAGCAUCUGCGGAUCGGCUCCUUCAUGGGGAAGCGCUACGUGACCCACCACAUCCCGCCCAGUGAGGCUGCCACACUGCCUGUGGGCUGUGAGCCUGGCCUGGACCCCCUCCCCAGCCUCAGCCCCUAG
Molecule: messenger RNA, 828 nt
Organism: Marmota flaviventris (yellow-bellied marmot)
Lineage: Eukaryota; Metazoa; Chordata; Mammalia; Rodentia; Sciuridae
Gene: Upk3b
Product: uroplakin 3B
Cellular component (GO): membrane
Source: RefSeq, a predicted model, not a curated record